This is a messenger RNA of Talaromyces proteolyticus, 627 nucleotides long. RefSeq names its product putative NAD(P)H-dependent FMN reductase LOT6. The transcript has a single exon. The record is from RefSeq and is a predicted model, not a curated record. Gene Ontology annotation, molecular function: oxidoreductase activity; FMN binding. The coding region runs from base 1 to 627 and encodes 208 amino acids. Gene Ontology annotation, cellular component: cytosol. NCBI's taxonomy places the organism in Eukaryota, Fungi, Ascomycota, Eurotiomycetes, Eurotiales, Trichocomaceae.
AUGAGCCCUCUUCAAAUUGCUCUUAUUCUCGGUUCUAGUAGACCUAAUCGUAUUAGCCCUCAUGUGGGCAACUGGGUUAAAACAAUACUUGAAUCGAGUGAGGCCUCGAGCCCCCAGUUCUCCAUAGCGACGGUCGACAUCGAUACGUUUGGUCUACCUAGUUUCAACGAGCCUGUCUCUCCCGUGUUGAUCAAGGACCUAUCAAAAUUCACCAGUCAAUCUGCGCGGCUCUGGAAUCAUGAAAUCGCGAAAUACGAUGCAUAUAUUGUUGUUUCUCCGGAAUAUCACCAGGGCAUUCCUGGCUCACUUAAAAAUGCCUUGGACUUCCUGUAUCAUGCCUGGGCCGGAAAGCCAGCGAUGAUUGUGACUUAUGGCAUCAUGGGAGGUUCCUCCGCCAAUGAAAGUCUCCGUGUGAUUCUCGAGAGAGGAUUCGGAUUGAAAGUGUCUUCAUUCUCUCCAAGGCUCGAAUUCCCCGGUCGAGACCCCACGAAGAACAAUGCCAGCCAGGCGUUAAUGGAUGCGAUGCAAGGCAAGUUGUCUGUUGAGACCACGGGAUUUUGGGAGGGUAAAAGAGAGGAAGUAGUCCAGGCAUUCAAGGAAAUAUUGGAAUCUGUCACUGUAGUGUAG